AUGCGUGUCUCGAACCCUCAGAAGCACAUGAGAAGCCAUCCCCAUCCAUACCUCAGUGGCAACUUUGCCCCUGUACACCAAACCCAACCUCUAACACCAUGCAAAUAUUCGGGAGAAAUUCCAGAAGAGCUACGUGGAGGUGAAUACGUUCGAAAUGGGGGCAAUCCAGUGACGAAUGGGGAUCUUGGUCGAGAUGCGCAUUGGUUUGACGGCGAUGGCAUGCUCAGUGGCGUGUCUUUCACAAGAACCACCAAUGGAGUACAGCCUGAAUUCGUCAACCAAUACAUCCUGACCGAUGUAUAUCUAGCUGCCAUGUCCUCAAAAUACCUGCGCGUUCCCACCCUGCCCAGCAUCGCGACUCUGGUCAAUCCCCUUUCUUCGCUGUACACCAUGAUGGCCGAGCCUUGGCGACCUGCGAGUCAGGCCCACCAAUGA
Rhinocladiella mackenziei CBS 650.93 is the source of this 435-nucleotide messenger RNA. RefSeq lists its product as uncharacterized. Gene Ontology annotation, molecular function: carotenoid dioxygenase activity. Gene Ontology annotation, biological process: carotene catabolic process. The record is from RefSeq and is a predicted model, not a curated record. Lineage: Eukaryota; Fungi; Ascomycota; Eurotiomycetes; Chaetothyriales; Herpotrichiellaceae. The transcript has a single exon. The coding region runs from base 1 to 435 and encodes 144 amino acids.